CACGUUGUCCGGGCACCACCACGUUGUCCGGGCACCACCCGUCGGUCGCUGAGAUGGCGAAUAACACUCAGACACUCGGGAAGUGCAAAAGACAGGAUAAUGAGAAUUUAGAGGAAUCCAAGCGGAAGCGAAUCAAGGUCGAAAAUGAGAUCACCGAAAGUGACAACCAGCAUAAUCAAGGAAUGCUUAAGGAUGGUUCGAUUUUCUCUCUAAAUUCCAAGAGUAACCACUGUGCCAUUACUUAUGACCAACUUCGUGAGCUAAUAAAUUAUGUUGCAUCGACAGAGGAGAGAACUCCACCCAGUUGGUGCCAGAUUCAGGGGCAGAAUCAAACUAAAGUAGCAGUCAUAGUUCUACAUGGUGUAAGUCAGAUGCACUUCUACAGAUAUUAUCUUCACUUUAAGCAGCUGAGAAAAAGGUUUAAAUGGAGAUUCAGCAUGCCUCCUCCUCCUGAAGAUUUUCUGCGUCAUAUUUUUGAAAUAGAGAACAGUCCGUCAUGUGGAUGCGAUGCAAGUGGUGAAGGAGCUGCUCCUGAAUCUUGUGGCAGUCCUGUUGUGAAUGGUCAUUCCCUUGCAGCGGAGAGCGAAAGCUGUAGAUCUCCUGUUUUUGCAAAUCAUCCCAUCAUUAUUAAAUAUGGCAGAAAGAAACAAGGAUUGAACAAAUACUUGCUGAGUGUAGCAGAGCUGAUUCAGAAUGGCUUUCCUGUUGUAGGCAUUCCAGGUUAUGAAGGCUUUGUUUGGAGUGGAUGCACAGCUGAAGUAACUAAUAGCAGUCCGUUAUUUGGCCUAGACUGUGAAAUGUGCCUGACUAGAAACGGAAGGGAAUUAACGCGUGUCUCUUUGGUCAAUGCAAAAGGAUGCUGUUUGAUGGAUGAGCUGGUGAAGCCAAGCAACCCGAUUCUCAACUACCUCACCAAGUUCUCUGGCAUUACGUGGGAAAUGCUUGCACCUGUGAAAACAAAACUGAAGGAUAUUCAGAUCCGGGUUAAGAAGAUCUUGCCCCCUGAUGCUGUCCUCGUGGGGCAUUCCUUAAACAAUGAUUUGAAAGCACUGCAAAUGAUUCAUCCAUAUGUACUUGACACAUCACUCCUUUUUGUCGGAGAUUCGGGUCGAAAGUUUAAAUUGAAGAUCUUAGUAAAAAAUAUACUGGGAAGGGAAAUUCAGUCAAAGGAAAUGAGUGGCCAUGAUCCAUCAGAAGAUGCAGAAGGAGCUUUGCAGUUGGCUCAAUAUUUCAUUAGCCAGGGACCUGAGAAGAUAGCGGUGAUGAGUCUGGAGAAUUUCGAGCCUCAGCAGCCAUUGGAAGAUGUUAUCACCCCACAGCCUGAAGCCAGAAGUCAGAGGAAAUGUUUGCCAAAACAAAUGUGUACAGGUGAUGGAAAAGCUGUGCUAUUAGGCACAAAGAAAGCAAUGGAGUUGAUGACACACCAAGAAGCCUGGCAUAAAAUUGAAUGCGAAACAGACAAAGAGGUUGUUCAGUGUACUCGGAUCAAUACUACAGCUGCUAUCCUAAGUUUAAUUCACUUUACCUCUUAUGCUGACUACACUGAAAGUGAUCUACAUAUGGAAAUCAAUGUAGGACGACAACAUGAAAAGAUGAAACAAAUGUUAUCGGAGAUGUGUACGGUGUAUGCCGGGCCAGUUUGUAAGGAUUUCUGUUUAAAAUCUGUUAAAAGAGCGUUCAGAAGGUGUGGUUCCAUCCGUUCCUUCAGCGUUACCACGGAAACAUACCAGCCUUAUGUGCGGAUUCAGUAUGAGGUGCCUGAGAGUGCACUGGUUGCUGUGGAAACAUUGAAUGGAAGCAUUGUGGCUGAGCGCCCCAUUAAGGUUCAAAGGCCUAUGGGGGAAAAAUCCCUCGAUUGUGACACAAUCUUAAAGAAACUGGAGAGAGACGUCACAAAUCAAGCUGUUAUUUAUGUGGCUGGAAUUCGACAAAGCCUAUCAAUGGAAGACCUGACUGCAAAAUUAAGUGAAUUUGGACACAUUGAAGCUGUAAUCUCAGUGGUUAAUAAAACCAAUGCGAAGAAUAAGGAUUGUUUUAUCAAAUAUGGAAACCCUGAGAGUGCCCUGAAGGCCCAAGCAACCAUGAAUGGAACAGAAAUGAAGGAAAGUAAAUUAAACGUUCAAAGAGCACUCACUCCUUACCAUCUUCAGACCUGGGCUGCUCAGGGAUCUUACCUUGCUGUGAGCCCCAGCGGUGCUGAUACUCUGCAACUGAGCAGUCAGUCUUCUGAGAGCACAACAGAGGAACUUUCUCAAUGUGAGCAAGAAGUGAAAAACGUGCUACGAACUCUAGAUCGACGUGUGGGACGACUCGUCAGAGGAAUAUCCAGUGACACACUUUGCAUCAUCCUACUGCCUGGAAUAAAUAGUGAUCACUGUUCAGUGCCUGGACUCUGCCUCUUUUAAAUAAAGCAAAAUUCUUAAAAAUCACGUGUUCAAAGUGGAUUCAGAUGCUGCUGUUUUGAUGCCACCGGACUGACUAUUCCUGGACCACGUUCCUUCCAUGAAUGCUGUUGAAUUCUGUCAACAGUUAUGACUGAGCCAAGAAAACUGCUUGGAAGUUUUUUCUUUCUUGGGAAUCAAAGUUUUUUUAUAAAGAAAUAUUUCAAGCGUGAAAAUAAUCCAAGUGCAUUUGGGUUGAGUUAUGAAAACCGAGUUUUCUUGGUCAUGAAGUUCCAAUGGUCCCAAGUCCAAGUCUUGCCAAUGUUAGGUUACAUUGUGCAGAAACUAUUCCAACCUGUGCCAAUUUUGACUGUGAGCAGCCGUCAAUGGAGCCCACUUCUCCCACCGCGGACUGCUAUGUUUCAUGCCUGUUGCAACAUGUAUGCAGCAUUUCCACGGACACUUGUAGUUUACACCAAGCAUCUCCUAAAUCUCACCUUAUUUUGUCAGUCGGUAUUUUGUGUUGAUAUUGUAUUUGAAUGCGCAAUCUACCAUUGUAAUUUCUAAAAAAAAAUAUAAGAGAAUGAGCAAUCG
This is a messenger RNA of Amblyraja radiata (thorny skate), 2975 nucleotides long. RefSeq names its product RNA exonuclease 5 (gene rexo5). The record is from RefSeq and is a predicted model, not a curated record. The transcript has 20 exons. Gene Ontology annotation, molecular function: RNA binding; exonuclease activity. Lineage: Eukaryota; Metazoa; Chordata; Chondrichthyes; Rajiformes; Rajidae. The coding region runs from base 54 to 2405 and encodes 783 amino acids. Gene Ontology annotation, cellular component: nucleus.